AUGUGGGAAUCAAACGGACAAGUGAGUUGUGUUGGAGAUAACUAAUAUUUUUACAGGGUUCAGUCGCUGAUAUGGUGGCACAAGCGGCCGCUGACCAUUUGAUGGCUGUAAAUCUGCCUGGCUUUGUUUAUCAGCCAGAAGUCGGCAUGUACUACAGCUAUGAGUCCGGUUACUAUUUUGACCUUGUAAGUUUUGAUAUUAGGUUUUCUAUUUUACUUUUAGAAAACUAAUUUGUAUUACCAUCCGUCUACACAAUGUUACUAUCAAUACGAUCAUGAUACUGGACAGUACAAAGUGUAUUCAACGAGAAACACCAAGUGGGAGAGCAAAAAGUACCAUAAACGAGCAAAGAAGCUGCUUGGCGAGCUUUACACUGAAGGUUUAGAGCAAGAUUAUAUUACAGUAGCUGAAGUGUUGUUUGGUUUGGUGGACGAGGUCGGUGUUUGGGAUGGAACGAUCAGAACGUUUGCUUCCAAGAAUAUGUUGAGAGAUGAAGAGGUUAGUUAGAAGUUGUGAGACUUGUAUUGCUUAUAGGACAUGGAUCAUGAAGACUGUGAAGGAGAGAUGGCGUCAAGUUCUUGUUCUUCUGACGAUGAAUUGGAACGAAGACGAGCUGAAGGUAAGAACUUACAGUUUAAGGAAAGAAUGAUGCUUAGCGAUUAAUAUGAAGCUAUAUUUUUGUUUUCAGAAGAGAUGUACAACCAACUAUCGUGCAUUCGGUUGAUGAAUUUCAGAACCAACGAGCUUUCAAUUGUGACGAUUGAUGGUGCAGUUCUUGGUUCUUCGCCAAAGUGCGAAAUAAUUGUUAAAGACGACUCGCCAAAGGCAAGUAAAACUUAUCUUUUAUUAAUAUUAUUUUAGAAGUACGUCAGUUUUGUGUACGAUGAAGUCAGUAAAACGUAUCUGAUCAUCAAUUUGGGAAAAAGCUUAGUUGAGGUUAACAAUGAGGUUGUCGUGGUAAUUUUUUGGGGCCAUACUAGAGAAAGCACCCAACAUAAUAAAGGCACCCACUAAUGGUUUAAAGCACCCAGCAAUCUUUAUUCAAAUUUUAUCAUUAUGAAACGUAGCGCUUUCGAAGAGCGGUGUAGAAGUGUCCAAUUCGUGAAUGGCGAUUGUUGUAGCGAAAACUGAAGAAAAUAUAAUAAGGUGCACGGCUACUGUAACUAGAUAGUUGGCCACUAUAACUAGAUGGUUGGCUACUGUAACUAAGAAAUGGGCUACUAUAACUAGAUAGUUGGUUACUGUAACUAGAUGGUUGGCUACUGUAACUAGAUAGUUGGCCACUACAACUAGAUAGUUGGCUACUAUAACUAGUUAGUUGGCUUUUGGCUACUGGAACUAAAUAAUGGGCUACUGUAACUAGAUGGUUGGCUACUGUAACUAGAUAGUUGGCCACUACAACUAGAUAGUUGGCUACUAUAACUAGUUAGUUGGUAGUUGGCUACUGUAACUAAAUAAUGGGCUACUGUAACUAGAUAGUUGGCCACUACAACUAGAUAGUUGGCUACUAUAACUAGUUAGUUGGUAGUUGGCUACUGUAACUAAAUAAUCGGCUACUGUAACUAGAUAGUUGGCCGCUAUAAGUAUCAGUCAUUCCACUAAAGAAUUUGACAAUUGCACGGUGCAGUCCCUGGGAAAAUCGCGCCCUUUUUUAUCCCACUGCACCGUGCAGGUUCCCCCGCGAUCACUUGCAACCCCAAACGAUGAAAGAAUGUACAGUGCAAGCCCCCAAUUGUCGCAGGAGUCAGGCGACUUGCAACAGUCAAAAAAAUUUUGUCGCAAACCUCCCAUUGAACACAGUGGUGGCUUGAGCGUUGCGACAAUCGCGACACGCUGUCGCAUCGCCCUUUGAAUUACGACGCGACAGUUUGUCGCAAGCUUUGCACCCUGCGACACUGCGAUUCCCAUUGGGAAGUCGCAAGAUGCAAGCGAAUGUCGCACGACUCGCUGAAUGUUGUGUGACGUCCCUCAAUUCUCGGCGCGACAGCGAUUCCUCCAAAUUGGGGUUUGCGAUUUUGUCAAAUUCUUUAGUGGAAAGACUGAUAGAUAUUUGGCUACUAUAACUAGUUAGUUGGUAGUUGGCUACUGUAACUAAAUAAUGGGCUACUGUAACUAGAUAGUUGGCCGCUAUAAGUAGAUAGUUGGCUACUAUAACUAGUUAGUUGGCUUUUGGCUACUGUAACUAAAUAAUGGGCUACUGUAACUAGAUAGUGGCUGCUACAACUAGAUAGUUGGCUACUGUAACUAAAUAGUAGGCUACUAUAACUAAACAAUGGGCUACUAUAACUAAGAUAAAAUUAAUACUAUGGUAAAAUCAAACGUAUUUUUUAAAUAAAUACUAAAUUCUUACCUGUUAUCCAUCAAAACUCGAUAGAAGAUGACUUCUUUGAAGGUGGUUGAUCUUGGCCUAGGUUGUCAGGUUGUCGAUGGAUCCAUGAUCACCACGAUCAGAUUCCAUGCUGACCCGACCGUCUCACGCAGUCGAUAAAAUAUGAAUGACCGUUUUCAAAAAAGGAAAAACAACAAAAUGAAAUUGCAAGAUUAUGCAAAAUUUGAAUACUUUUGGGUGCCUUAAAUAGGAUAAAAAUUGGGUGCUUUCAUUAGUAAUACUGGGUUAUUUCUUUAGAUUAGCGCCAGUCUUUUCAAUUAUUUUAUAUUAUACAUAAUACAAAUCAGACUAAUUAACCUGUUGUGCAUGUUACAGGACUCCGUCGAAUUGUCGCACAAAGACAAAAUACUGAUAAAUGACCAUGAAUUUGUUGCUCACAUACACAAAGGACUAAACACAUGCCCAGAUUGUGAACCUGGUCGUCUAAUUGUCAACGAAAAACGUGUUUAUACUCGAACAUCCAAAGCCAAUCACAGUAAAGAAAUGCGCAAGUUGAGGGCACAGUUUGGUGUUAACGGUACCGAAUUUAGUCAUCAUGAGGUAAAUGACAGAGCCAAACAAAGACGACUGGUCGAAGGGAGCGAGCCGCCUGUCAAAGCACGGUCUUUUGACAUGUAUGCAAAUUGUAAAGCAGCUCCAGUCAAGGGUAAUGUCACCUUGAGCCAGCCGGUUGUUUCUGAUAACAGUAAAGGGCUGAAACUGCUGAAAGCGAUGGGAUGGAAGGAAGGAUCGGGUCUGGGCAGGAGUAAUCAAGGCAUUGUUAAUCCGGUAAGGAAAUGGUGCUUUCAUAAGUGGCAGUGUUAAAUACUACUAUUUUUGAAAAUGUCUUGAUGUGUAUUUUAACCUGACUUAAUUCUUGUGUUGAUUUGGGAAGAAAUACUGACUUGAUUUCAGAUUCAAAACGUUGUAAAGAAUGACCGUGCUGGCCUAGGAUCGCCUUCUAGUUCCAGUAAACGGGCAGUCCCACCCAGACAGAAGCUGAAGAUGGAAAUACUCGAGAAGACGAAACAAAGAUACGAUCAAACACAGUGA
Bursaphelenchus okinawaensis is the source of this 3421-nucleotide messenger RNA. The record is from the annotation of a GenBank genome assembly. Lineage: Eukaryota; Metazoa; Nematoda; Chromadorea; Rhabditida; Aphelenchoididae.